UAUUAGGAUUGGAGGAUUUUAUACAUGCAAUGGGCGGAUUCCAAGGCAGAAUCUGUGGAAACUGGCGGAAAAAAAGUUCGCUUUUUUCCGCGGGCAUUUUAGUUUCCCGGUGACGUCACGCAAGACCCACCCCUUCCUUGAAGCCCGCCCUCCCCCUCGUGUAUGUGUGCGGUAUGAGGUGGGGACGGGUCGUGCAGGGAGAUGGGCGGGAGGACUGAAGAAAUGAUGGAAGGAAAUAGUAGUCUCUGUGUCCCUGAAGAAGAAAAUAUGGGGCCUUCUGUAGAAGAAGAAAGUAUGACUGAGGUGGAAAUUAAGCAAGACAAAGGAGAUAGUAGCCAUGCAGAGAAUACAGAAAAUUGCCCUGAUAUGUACAGAUAUAUCAAAGGAGAUUUGUUUACAUCAGAGAUUUAUAAAGUAGAAAUUCAGAACCUUCCAAAAUAUAUUGGCUUUAAUGAUGUAAAGAAAUUUCUUGCCAAAUAUGGACUUAACCCUCACAAGAUAAAACUUUUUGGGAAACAAACUUUUGCAUUUGUGACAUUUAAAAGUGAGGAGGAAAGGGACAAAGCUAUGAAAGUCCUUCAUGGAGUCAUGUGGAAAAGCCGAUAUUUGAGCGUUAGGCUCGCAAAGCCUAAAGCUGAUCCUAUUGUAAAAAAGAGGAAGAAAGAAGUGGAGGACACUGAACAGAGGGAGGCAAAGCAUCCAGCUUUAGCAAAAGACAGUGAAGAGGAGUCUCUCAGUAAACAGAUAGCAGAUGUGGUGACACCUUUGUGGAACAUACCAUAUGAAGAACAGCUGACAAAGAAGAAGCAAGAGUGUGAACAAGUGCUGCAGAAACUGACAAAGGAAAUAGGAAACAACAACAAAGCCCUGUUACCUUGGUUGUUUGUACAGAAGCAGAAGUAUAAUAAAAUCUGUUGCCCAGUAGAGGGAGUGAAAGCAUCACCAUUACAGACUGAAUACCGCAACAAAUGUGAAUUUUUGAUUGGAAUGAGUUUAAAUCAAGAAGACAAAACUGUGGGUUGUCGCCUUGGCAAAUACAAGGGUGGAAGCUGUGCUGUAGUGGAACCAUUUGAGACUAUUCACAUUCCUGCUGUUGCCAAAAAGGUAGUGAAGGCUUUUCAAGACUACAUAAGGACAACCCCUUACUCAGUGUACAGCCUGGAAACCUACGAAGGUCACUGGAAACAGCUCACGGUCCGCACCAGCAAAAAUGGUCAUAUCAUGGCAAUUGUUUAUUUUAAUCCUCAGAAAUUAAGUAAAGAAGAGCUUGACGACAUGAGAACCUCACUGGCAAAAUACUUUACAGAAGGAACUGGAAAGGAGAGUGGGGUAACCUCUCUUUACUUUGUAGAGGAAGGGCAGAGAAAAUCACCCAAUCGUGAAGACUUGCCCUUACAACAUUUGGCUGGUGAUAAGUACAUAUAUGAAGAGCUUCUUGGUCUAAAGUUUAGAAUUUCCCCCCAUGCAUUUUUCCAAGUAAUGUUGGUAAAUACACAGGCUGCAGAGGUUCUAUAUAAAGCCAUUAGAGACUGGGCCCAGUUGAACCAAGAUAGCACUGUGCUUGAUAUUUGCUGCGGAACAGGAACAAUUGGAAUUUCACUGGCAAAGAAAGUGAAGAAAGUUAUUGGAAUUGAACUCUGUCAAGAAGCUGUGGAGGAUGCCAAAGUGAAUGCUCAAAUUAAUGAUCUGAAUAACAUUGAAUUUCACUGUGGAAAGGCUGAAGACAUUGUUCCUUCUUUAAUUAACUUAUUAGCUUCACACAACCUGAUUACAAUUGUAGAUCCACCUCGGGCAGGACUACAUUCUAAAGUCAUUCUUGCAAUCCGACGAGCUGAACACUUGAAGAAGCUCAUCUAUGUAUCCUGCAAUCCCAGAGCUGCCAUGAACAACUUUGUGGAUCUUUGUCGGGCCCCCUCCAAUCGUGUCAAAGGAGCCCCUUUCCGUCCAGUUAAAGCAAUGGCAGUGGAUCUGUUCCCUCAGACUAUGCACUGUGAGCUGCUGAUAUUCUUUGAAAGGGUAGAACAUUCAAAUGGAAACUCUACUGAAGCAAGCCCUGACACAGCUCAGUUCAUGAAUGCAAAUGCAGCAGAUUCUACCCAGGAUGGCAGCAAUAACCCACCUGAAGAGAAAGUAGGAACUCUGUCUUCCACCUAAUGUUGUGGUAGGUCGGGCAAUUUGUGCGCAUGCAUAUAUAUAUGUAUAUACUCCAGGCAACCAUCUUAACCUAUUGAUUUCAUUCUAAGAGAUAGAAGUUACUUUUGAUAGUGAAAGAAUGUUGCAGUUUGAGGAAUCAGCAGAAACACCAUACAAGUUAACCUCUGUACACAUAAUAAUUACCUGACUUGCAGCUGAUGAAGGCUUUCAGUUAAGUAUAGUGACAGCAGCAGUUUUCAACUCAGUGAACAAAGAUUAGUUUAACUUUAAGAUGCUUAAAACAAUCCAGUUCCUACAAGGAAAAUAACCUUAUUAUACACAACUUGGAUCAAAACGUGCUAUUUUCACUUGUGCACACAUACUCCUGAAAGAUGUCCCAAUGCCUUCAGUGUAAGGCCAGCAUGACUUUAACUGAAUACUUUGCAUGUUCUUCAUAAAAUCACUGCCCAGGUAUAGUACUAGGAGUCAGACAUGUGGAUUCCCUCCAAAAGUUGAGUGAUUGUAGCAUGGUUUUUUAUGCCAAGAAAUUUUUUUUGUUUGAAAAUAGUAUGGAAGAUGAGUGAUAAAUAGCUGAUAGCGAACAUCAUUUAAUGUCCAUCUGGCAGAUCGGCAAUUUUGUUGAACAGGAGACGUUUGCUUUGCAGACCAGUUUAAAUAAAUUUGAUUUUUAAAAGACUGUUGAAUUUUCCUUAGCCUGGAUGUUGAUUUGAAUUAAAGAGGUUUGAGUUGGCAGUU
Messenger RNA from Chelonoidis abingdonii (Abingdon island giant tortoise), 2889 nucleotides. RefSeq names its product tRNA methyltransferase 2A (gene TRMT2A). The record is from RefSeq and is a predicted model, not a curated record. Gene Ontology annotation, molecular function: RNA methyltransferase activity; RNA binding. NCBI's taxonomy places the organism in Eukaryota, Metazoa, Chordata, Testudines, Testudinidae. Gene Ontology annotation, biological process: RNA processing.